AUGGGGGAAACAAAAAUCAAUCAUGUUAUCAUUCAAUCUGAAGGAGUUUUCAAUAUUGGUAUUCUCCUCUCCGAGACCAAUUAUGAUAUUUGGUCCCAAUUAAUGGAAAUGCACAUUGCUGAAAGAGAAAAGCUCUCUUAUAUUCGAGGCAAGAUGAAGAUACCAGAAGCAUCUGAUGCGGGUUAUGAGAAGUGGUAUGCUGAAAAUCAAAAAGUCAAGCGAUGGCUCCUGAUGUCUAUGUCCCCUAUGAAACGGUACAUUCGGAUCCCUGCUGCUCAUGAAAUAUGGAGUGCUUUGUCUAAAACUUUUUAUGAUGGUGGUGAUGAGAUGCAAGUUUUUUCUUUAAACCAAAGAGCUUUCUCUGCUAAACAAAAUGGGAGAUCUCUUUCGGUGUAUUAUGGGGAAUUGACAGAAAUAUUUCAAGAUUUAGACUAUAGUGAUAAAGUAAUUAUGAAACAUCCAGAUGAUAUUACAGCAUAUCGAGGUUCAAUUGAACGAAUCCGCACUCACAUAUUUUUAGCUGGUCUAGACAAAGAAUUUGAUCAAAUUCGAAGGGAAAUUCUUCGCCUAGAACACAAAUCUAGCCUUGAAGAGUGUUACUCUAUAAUUCAGCGUGAGGCUAUGCGUCUGACUACAUUUAACGAGGAGAUUGAAAGAGUUGAAGCUUCAGCAAUGAUUGGUGGGACCCAAAUCGACAUCGGAAUACGAAGAGACCUCUCAUAG
This is a messenger RNA of Striga hermonthica, 723 nucleotides long. Lineage: Eukaryota; Viridiplantae; Streptophyta; Magnoliopsida; Lamiales; Orobanchaceae. The record is from the annotation of a GenBank genome assembly.